GUCCUUUCUCCUCCUCUCUCCUCUAUAGCACACUCAAUUAAUCGUAUACACACGCUUGCUCUCGUUGUUGUUCGUGAUCUCACAUCUUGCCCAUCCCGCCUUCAAAAGUAUGAUGAUUUCCAUGAUUAGCACGAGCGACCAACGCCGUGCGCGGUAGUUCGUCCAAGAGGGGUAUAAUCGUUGUAUCCUCUUUCCCUCCGCACCUCAAACUUUCUGGGCAUCAAAUCUGGGUACAUCAAUCCUUUCAAAUGUCAUGCUUACGCGCCUCUACGUACAGAUCAGAGGGGAUUUCGGGCAAUAUACACUAUGUGUCCAAUGACAAUAGCAAUCCCUGGCGCCGUCAACAGGUAAUCGACACAGUCGAAAGAGAGAUUGCCGUUCGGUCUACACCAGAGCACAUUCAGCUGGCCCUCUUCUGCGACGCGUCAAUAAACCACAAAGACUUACCUGCGCUCCCCGGAGGGUACGCCGUCGUCUUCAAUGAACACUGUCCGGGACACCUCGACCAUGGGAAGAAGGUUGUAAUGGGAUGGCAUAUGCCACACAUGAUCGACAACAUGAUUGUGGAGGCUAUCGCCGUUGCCCAGGCUGUCCAGGUAUCUGGCAAAAAGCUGCGGGCUGCACACCUGGCCUCGAACAAGACCAGAGCGGCCACGGUGAAGGUGUUCACGGAUGGAAAUCAAGUACUUCAACAUAUCGAUGGACGUGCGGCCGUGAAGGGCUUCCGUCAGGAGACUUUUCGAAAGGCCAUUCGACUUGUUUGCGAGCAGUCGCAUGAACUGGGCUGCAUUCCCGGCCUUGAUGUAACGCUCGAGUUAUUCUGGGUUCCUGGGCACGCCGGCGUUGACGAUAACGACAUCGCCGACAAGGCUGCAAGGCAAAUCCUCAGGAAUCCCCGUCAAGGUAAUCUUUUUACGAUCGACAAGAAGAAAAGAAACAUUUCGUCUAUGCCUGCGGCUGUUUUCCUACCCCUUCAAUACGAUCUGGAGGUAGAAACCCAACGGACUAUGUCCUUUUCCCUUCCUCCUCGCAACGGGGAAUAUCGAUCCUCUCACCAGGCUCAUCUCGGUAAAGACCAUCUUCCUUUCCCAAGCUCAGCCCUGAGCCAUGAAGCUGCAGGCACUCCGGCCUCCACUUCCACCCCUCUGUCCCCUAACUCAGACCCCACGGGUGAGACAGUGACCGUAGCCACAGUGGAAGAGAUGGCUGCAGCGGAGGAGGCAAUUGCUGUAGUAGAGGACGUAUCAGAUGCGACAGAGGACACAUCAGGUGCGACAGAGGAUACGGCAGCUACAGAAGAGGAAGAAGUCAGUGCAACAGGAGAAGAGGUUGCGGCUUUUGAAGUUGCUGGCGGCAGAACCUUUAACGGAGAGGGUGCUGUUCGCAAUGAUAACCUCAGUCAACUAGAGGUUGACAUUCAGCUCUUGGGGGAAAUGGAGGAGGCACUCUGGAGGGAGCUGCGCGAGGAGGUCAAGGCGGGUAUCAUGAAGCAAUUUUGUUCGGUUAUUAAGAACAAGGCAGGAUCGGGUUGAAGCCCGUGGCACUGAGUAGGG
This is a messenger RNA of Neurospora tetraspora, 1553 nucleotides long. RefSeq lists its product as uncharacterized. Bases 249 to 1532 code for a protein of 427 amino acids. Gene Ontology annotation, molecular function: nucleic acid binding; RNA-DNA hybrid ribonuclease activity. Lineage: Eukaryota; Fungi; Ascomycota; Sordariomycetes; Sordariales; Sordariaceae. The record is from RefSeq and is a predicted model, not a curated record. The transcript has a single exon.